This is a messenger RNA of Racocetra persica, 288 nucleotides long. The record is from the annotation of a GenBank genome assembly. Lineage: Eukaryota; Fungi; Glomeromycota; Glomeromycetes; Diversisporales; Gigasporaceae.
AUGGAAAAUCAAGUUCUUUAUCCUUUACAACCACACUUCGUUCAAUCUCAAAUCGAUAAUACCAAUAUUGAUUUAUAUGAUGUAAAUGCUGUUAACGUUGGUCAAACGAACAAUAAUAGAAUGUUGUGCCCUCCUGUCUAUGAUAAUCAUGUUAUCAUGAAUGAACAAUGCCUCUUUCCACAACAGUUUGAUCAAGUUGGGCAACCACUCGUUGAGAUGAUAUCAUAUCCUAACCUGAUACUUACGGAUAUACCCACUUUCGAAAUAGAUCAAAUAGAUCUCAAACCU